Messenger RNA from Cadophora gregata, 528 nucleotides. RefSeq lists its product as uncharacterized. The coding region runs from base 188 to 418 and encodes 76 amino acids. The transcript is spliced from 3 exons. NCBI's taxonomy places the organism in Eukaryota, Fungi, Ascomycota, Leotiomycetes, Helotiales, Ploettnerulaceae. The record is from RefSeq and is a predicted model, not a curated record.
AUCUUGGCUGCAGCAGUGAGUUACCAUAUCCAACAAUGAGCUGAUAGGAGCAUUCAAGCGAGGGAGCCUGAUGUAUAAAGCUAUCAUCGGACUCUUGUAAUAAACUCUUUCCAUUCUCAACAUCUGUCCAGCUGUAAAUCUCUGACAUCCAUUCAAGAAUCCUCUUAAUCCCUACCAAAUACUCAACAUGAAGGUCCUCUCCGUCCUCGCUGCCAUUGUUGCUUCAACCUUGGUUGGCCAAACCAUCGCUGCUCCCGUAGCCAACGCCGUUGCUGAGAGAUCUGAGUUAAAUGACCGUGGACUCGCAACCAUGUUCUACGGCUGCAAGUUUGCUCCCGAGGAGACUGAGGUCGAUGAUGCCGACCCGGAUAAACUCAGAAAGCUCAUCAAGGAGAGAUGUAUCCCCAAGAAGUUGUGAACGGAUCACAUCUGUGGCAACAAUGAGAUGGCUUGGAUAUCUUCGGAUGGCUCUAGCUUAACUCAGAGUUUGUAGAAGCAUAAUAUGACACUCAUUCUCUUAACUUUUAC